AUGAUCACCGUCUUAGAUGCCACUGUCGGCGUACUUGCAAUAUACAUCAGCUACAGGCUGUUCAAGCAAAACCUUCGCGCCCUCCCCCGUCCACCGGGGCCAAAGGGUUAUCCUAUCGUAGGCAAUUCGCUGCAGAUUCCAUCUAAUCACCCAUGGGAGAGGUAUAUGGAGUGGGCCAAGCAAUAUAACAGUGACAUUAUUCGGCUUAUCGCUCCUGGAAGCGAGAUCAUUAUCGUCAGUUCGAUGGACAAAGCUGUUGAUCUCUUUGAGAAGAGAUCCGCAAUAUUCUCGGACAGACCAUAUCUCCCAAUGAUUUGCGGAUUGAUUGAGCUAUCCCGUUGGAACCUAGCUCUGAUGCCCUACGGAGACCUAUGGAGAGACACGCGGAAGGGAUUUCAUCGGUAUCUCGGUUCGCAGGAGAUGACAUCUGUCCGCCCGAAGGUGCUCGAGUACAAUCAUAAAUUACUUCGGAAGCUGCUUUCUGAGCCGGCCGAGUUUCUUGCGCACGCUCGCGCAGCUCCGGGGGCGCUGAUAUUAAACGUUGCAUACGGAUUCAAGAUCGCAGACUCAGAUGAUCCCUGGCUUCAUCUUGUGGACUCCGCAAACGAGGGACUCAUAGCUGCAGCCAUCCCGGGUGCAUUUCUGGUGGACUUGCUACCAUUCCUGAGAUGGGUUCCAGCAUGGUUCCCAGGAGCUGGAUUUCAACGUACGGCCAGAGAGCUAAGAAAACUCAAUGCAGACGUGUAUACCUUGCCAUACGAAGAUGUGAAACGCCAGAUUUUACACAAGGGAUCCGCGCCUGAAUCAGUCACGCAAGCUAUGCUUUCGGGUCUCGACGUGACCAACAUUACCGAAUACGAAGAACACUGUGUGCCUGGAAUCAUGUUCUCCGCUGGAGCAGACACGACCGUAGCUUCGUUGAAAACAUUCCUCUUGGCGAUGAUUAUGUACCCUGAUGUGCAGCAACGUGCACAGGAUGAAAUUGAUGUUGUACUGCACGGUGAACGACUACCGAACUUUGACGAUAUGUCAACCAUGCCAUAUACGACAGCGUUGAUGAAGGAGGUAUUAAGAUGGCAUUCUCCCACGCCGCUGGGUGUCGCAAGGAAGAACACCGAAGACGAUGUAUACGAUGGAUGCUUCAUCGCAAAGGGUAGUAUCGUAAUACCCAAUGUAUGGGCGAUAUCUCGAGACCCAAAGUUUUAUCCAGGUGAUCCUGACUCUUUUAGACCUUCGCGCUUUCUCGAUGCAUCAGGUCAAUUGGAUCCUUCGGUGCUGGACCCGACUGAGUUCUUCUUUGGCUUUGGUCGCCGAAUCUGCCCCGGGCGUUAUCUCGCUCAAGAUUCGAUGUGGAUCAUGAUGUCCUCGAUCCUGGCAGUGUUCAAGAUAUCCAGGCGGAAGGAAGACAUUGGGGUGAACCUGGAGCGGUACACUACCGGUAUCAUCAUAUCUCCGGAGCCUUUCGAGUGUAUCAUUGAACCGCGGUCACCCCAAGCGGAGCAGCUAAUACUGGCACAGGUGGAAGCAUUGUAA
Molecule: messenger RNA, 1533 nt
Organism: Punctularia strigosozonata HHB-11173 SS5
Lineage: Eukaryota; Fungi; Basidiomycota; Agaricomycetes; Corticiales; Punctulariaceae
Product: cytochrome P450
Exons: 16
Coding region: 1-1533 (510 amino acids)
Molecular function (GO): monooxygenase activity; heme binding; oxidoreductase activity, acting on paired donors, with incorporation or reduction of molecular oxygen
Source: RefSeq, a predicted model, not a curated record